AUGGCUUGCGCUGGUUGAAUUGCAACUGCCAAUGCGGAUUGGUGGUCUGAUCAGAAAGGCAUUGCAGAAGCUACCUGCAGACUCAACUAAAUGGCCUGAGUUGCUUGCUGAAACUAAUCACUCUCCCUACAUUCACUUGACCAUCAUCAUACAUCUCAACUUUGUCCUUCUACGCGACUGCGGGGACAGCAUGAUUAAAAGUUCACAUCUGCCUGCUCUUUGCAAGUACAUACUAUCCAAGAACUCUCUUCCUUCUCCCCCCGAACUUAAAGCAAUUGCUUUUGUUUUUGCAGUUUUACACCUAUCACAUGCACAGUCAGUGGGAAACUCACGCAGAGAGAUAGCUCAGGCUACCCAGAGGAUUAUUCAAUGGCUCAAAUGUACAGAGAUGAGUGAUGUUUUCACCCAUCACCCAGCUUUGCUGUACUGGAUCUUCAAUAUUAAUGACAAACCCCUACAAAUGUCUGUAAUUGCCCUUUGGAUGAGAGACAAGAGUCCAGCUUCACAAAAAGAACUGGAGGACUUGGUGUUAAAAGUUGAUGAAGCUGCUCUACUGUUGGUGGACAUUCUGAGCUGUUGUUCUAGGAAAAUGCUGAAUGAAGUGAUGUCUCCAAUCAAAACCAUUUUGGACAGGAACUCAGAUCAAAAAAUAAUUAUAAGCAAGCACAUUUGGAGCAAACUUCCUUCCAUUAUAUCCCGCUUGACAUCACCUGAGAUAACAUCCAAAAGAUUGAUGAACGUAAGUGUUGUCAUAUACAUCGCUUGCAGAACAGUUCCUCGCAUUCCUGACACCAGGCUGAUGUUGAGGUUGAGUCAGCAGUUGGUUCAAGCUUUCCAAAGAUUUUGUGGCAGCACAUGGGAACAUACUGAGAUCAACACUCAAAACCUAGACACACAGUUAUUGCUGGCUCAGAUGUUAAAACUAGCCCAUGUCAUUGCCUUCAAGAUGAUACACAUAAGUGAAUACCGAGAGUCAGGUUUGAAGAUAUUCCUGGAAGAAGACAGUGUCCUUAGAGCACUUUUAGCAUGCAUGAAAUCAGACUGCAAGAUUGUUACACACCCUGCUCUCAAACUACUAGCAUACCUGCUACAUUCUCAGAAUGUAUACAACAUUCAGAUCAGGAGUAAUGGAUAUGUGAUAGGCGCAGACUUUCUUCAAGUGCUGGUGGAAAAGUGUAAUAUCGAUACAACUUUCUAUGCUGCUGAUCUCUUCAACAGCUUGCAAGUAGAAAACACAAAAAUGCUCAUAAGUCUUUCAAGCAACAUGAGGAUAAGCGUGAUACACUCUUUGUAUCAUGCAUUUUUGAAGAUCUCAAGGAGGCCUGGUGAAGCCACUGGCCUCUGCUGGAGAUGUGGCAGCUUGUUGUUGAAGUAUUGUCGUCUCUACGACCAAGACGUUGUCAUAGGACUGCUUUAUCAUCCUGAGUACAAAAAAGGGCUUGAGUUGGCUUUCAAAAAAGGAGGUAUCAGAGACAACUAUUUUGCAGAGUAUGCAUUAGAGUAUUUCAAGGCAGGGAGGAAGUAUCUGAGUUACUACAAUGAUGAUUUGGCUUGCACUCAAAACCCUGUGUCAACCAAUCUCAUACGUGUAGCUCAACAGUUGCUGACUAGAGACUGGCCAUCAGGCUCUCAUCAGUCUAGCCUCUUACAAGAGAUCUGCUCUAUGGACCGAAAAAUCCCUUCAAAUGUCAUUAACGCUCUGAAACUAAAGAGGUCACGUCUGUACAGCAGAGUUCUUUCAGAAAAUUCAGACACUGAUUGAUCUGUUUGUAUAUGGUUGAGAAGAAGUAAUUUCAUUAUUGUAUAAUUUAUUAAUUAGUCAUACUUUAAGAGUAAUGUUCACAGAAAUUUGUAUAAUUCUGUAAUUUAAUUUUGUUUGAUAUGGUCAGCCUGAUAAGAGGUUGUGUCAUAGAGUAAGUUAAAUCAUUUGAUUAAUUUAAAAUUGUGAAUUUUAAUGUAUUACUAAUGAUAGUAUUUUUAUGAAUAUAUAAGUUGUAAUAAUCAACAUAUUAGGUACAGUACUGAUUAUCAUCAGAUUGGUAAUUGUAUCAAGUAACAUUAUAUUAUUUAUUUAAUUGUAUUAAUAUUGUUUCAUAUUGAAGAAACUAGUUUAAAGUAGAUCGCAGCUGUAAUUGACAGUAAAUCAACACUAUUUAUGAUCAAUUAAUAACCAGCAGUCCCUGGUAUAAGGAAACAAUUGGUUCAGUUAUCUAAUAGUCUGUAAUAUUGUGUUAUAUUAAGAGUAAAG
This is a messenger RNA of Macrosteles quadrilineatus (aster leafhopper), 2248 nucleotides long. RefSeq lists its product as uncharacterized. NCBI's taxonomy places the organism in Eukaryota, Metazoa, Arthropoda, Insecta, Hemiptera, Cicadellidae. The record is from RefSeq and is a predicted model, not a curated record. Bases 32 to 1762 code for a protein of 576 amino acids. The transcript has 12 exons.